AUGGCUUCGUAUCGGACGUACGUUCUCAUAGUCAUCAUCCAACUGGUACACGCUUUAGCCGCCCAGGAGGUGGUCAAGCGAGCACCCCACGGCUUCUUCGGGAUGCGAGGCAAGAAGUACCUGGAAGCCCGGGACACGGAAAUGUUCAAGCGAAGACCAAACUUCUUCGUCGGUGUCAAGGGGAAGCGUGGCUUUGAAUAUCCAGACUUUUGGCCGUACAAACGAGCCCCAAUGGGUGUCGUGGGAAUGCGCGGGAAAAAGUACAUCGAUGUUUACCCCGAUGGAAUCCACGACGACAUGAGUGAAGCGAUCAACGAUUACCUUGAGAAACUGCAGAGUAUCGAAUCUAACGAGGUGACAGAUGAAGGCAAACGCGCCUUCUACGGUGUGAGAGGCAAAAGGUUUAUGCAGAAACGCGAGAAUAGGCCGCGGGGCUUCAUCGGCGUGCGCGGGAAGAAAGACGUCAAAUUUGCUAGCCCGAAGGAGAUUAAGUUUUUGCUAGACGGCCCGUGGCCGAAGCGAAAGGCGCAGACCGGUUUCAUAGGGAUGCGAGGCAAGAAAUGGACAGAUGACGACACAAGCAGCGAAGUGGUCCCCAAUUAA
Leptosia nina is the source of this 603-nucleotide messenger RNA. Lineage: Eukaryota; Metazoa; Arthropoda; Insecta; Lepidoptera; Pieridae. The record is from the annotation of a GenBank genome assembly.